AUGGAAUCAUAAUAAUAAAUGUCUGAUUUAUAUAAAAUUAAUAAAAAAAUAUCACAAGGUGCAUUUGGAACAGUUUAUGAGGGUAUUAAUUUAAAAACAGGAGAAAUAAUAGCUAUAAAACAAUUGUUUUGUAAUAAAAAAGUAUUACGAGAAGUUCAUCUACAUGAAAAGAUGAAUCAUAAAAAUGUUAUUAAAGUGUAUUAAUAUCAAGUUCUUGAUUAAGAAUGUUCUAUAUAUAUGGAAUAUUGUUAAUAUGAUUUACAUUAAUUCAUAUAAAGUACUCUCUAUCCAUUAGAUGGAGAAAUCAUAAGAAAUAUUGCAUAUCAAAUUCUAUGUGGUAUAGAACAUAUUCAUUCGCGAUAAGUUGUUCAUAGAGAUCUUAAACCAUCUAAUAUAAUGCUUCAUGAUGGAAUCAUUAAGAUUGGUGAUUUUGGAUCUGCUGAACAUUUAAGUAAAUUAGAUUAAAAUGGAUAAUAUUCAACUGAAGGAUUUUCUAAAUGGUAUAUGGCACCAGAAAUGUUAUUUGGAAAAAGAGAUUAUGGAACUGAAGUUGAUAUAUGGUCUUUUGGUUGUAUCUAUGCUGAAUUACUUACAGGACUACCAUUAUUUACAGGCAAAGGUGAAAUUGAUUAAAUCAUUCAUAUUGGUAAUAUCUUAGGUUCACCUACUGAAGAUAAUUGGCCAAAAGUUAAAGAAUUACCUGAUUAGGGAAAGAUCAAGUACUUACUUUCUUUAUUUCAGCUUUCAACAUGUCAAACCUAAAUCUUUUUUUGAACAUUUUGAUUUAGCUGAUGAUGAUUAGAUCAAUUUCUUACAAGCUACUUUAAAAUAUUAGGAUCGUCUUACUGCCUCUGAAUUAUUGAAACAUAAAUAUUUCAAUAAGAUUAAUGAACAUUUCAAAAUCAAUGUAGAAUGCCUUCCUAAAGAAUAAUAUAAUCCUUAUUAUAAAUAUAUUUGA
Molecule: messenger RNA, 958 nt
Organism: Paramecium sonneborni
Lineage: Eukaryota; Ciliophora; Oligohymenophorea; Peniculida; Parameciidae
Source: the annotation of a GenBank genome assembly